Molecule: messenger RNA, 726 nt
Organism: Yarrowia lipolytica CLIB122
Lineage: Eukaryota; Fungi; Ascomycota; Dipodascomycetes; Dipodascales
Biological process (GO): coenzyme A biosynthetic process
Molecular function (GO): dephospho-CoA kinase activity; ATP binding
Source: RefSeq, a predicted model, not a curated record
AUGCUCAUUGUGGGACUCACUGGAGGCAUUGCCACCGGCAAAUCGACCGUGUCCAAGCUGCUCAAAGACAAGCAUGAUCUCACCAUUGUGGACGCAGACGUGAUUGCACGUGAAAUCCUCGAACCGGGCCAGCCAGCAUACAAGAAGGUGGUGGAGCAUUUCAAGGGCCAGGUGACAGAUCUGUUUGUGCCCGACUCGGACAAGGGCCAGGGCGCAGCAAUCAACCGGCCGGCGCUUGGACGUGCUGUUUUCGGCAAGGAAAACGAAAAGAACCGCCUCUUUCUCAACUCAGUGACCCACCCGGCCGUCAGGAAGGCAAUUGUGUGGCAGGUGUUGAGCGCCUGGAUCUGGGGCAACCGGCUGGUGGUGCUGGAUAUCCCGCUUCUGUUUGAGAGCAAGCUCGACCGAUACUGUGGGAUGACGGUUGUUGUGUCGUGCUCGGACCCGAUCCAGGUGGAACGGCUUAUGAAGCGAGACGGCUCAGACCGAGCCGACGCCGAAAAGCGAAUCGAGUCGCAAAUGUCUGUCCAGGAUAAGAAGAAGCUAGCCGACAAGGUGCUUUCCAACGACGGUACGCUGGCCGAGCUGGAGCUGCAGGUCGAUGAUCUCGUCAAGACCAUCACUCCCGGCAUCAUCUGGACUUUUCUCACCUGGAUUCCUCCCAUUGGUCUCGCUAGCGCACUCUGGACCUACGUGGACAGAAACUACAUUCGGUCAAAGUUGUAG